AUGAAGCACGCUCGACUAUUGUGCACGCCUAUUGUAUUAGCGCUCCUUUGUGCAGUUCCUAGAGUCGCUGCGGAUAUCGGAGAUAACCCAGGGGUCCCAGUUACAGUUAAAUCGCCAAAUGAAUCACCGAAUUCAUGCUGCAAUGACUGGUUUGGAUGGGGCCCCUUCAGAAUCGGUGACCCCCAGACGUGGUAUUGGGGAUGGAGGUACUGUUGUAUACUCGGAUCCGAUCCUAAUCACGGCCAUGGCUGCGAUAAAUCAAAACCUUUUAAUAUUGGUCGCGGGGGGCUGAGUGUAUAUGUUGGAGGUAAUUGUGGUGAUCAGGCCAAUGGUCACUGGCGGUUCACAGUCUCAGCAGACCAGAAUCCACCUUAA
Molecule: messenger RNA, 375 nt
Organism: Exserohilum turcica Et28A
Lineage: Eukaryota; Fungi; Ascomycota; Dothideomycetes; Pleosporales; Pleosporaceae
Exons: 2
Coding region: 1-375 (124 amino acids)
Source: RefSeq, a predicted model, not a curated record